AUGAGGCCUUUACUCUGCCUCUCCGCUUCCCUUUUGUUCUUGUGCGCACACGGCGCCGAAAAUGCCAUUGACCCCGGUUCUGCCCGGGCCCAACUCUUCCGUGAGUUGAUAUCUCGCGCAGGAGUCUACAACUCAUUUCCCCCUGGUUCUCCGGCGUUGCCAUGCGACCAAGACUGCCAACCACCGUCACCACCGCUAAAGGUUGGCAUUAUUGGUGCAGGUGCUGCGGGGUUGUAUUCAGCUCUGCUGCUGCAGAGCCUGGAUAUCGACUUCGAAAUCCUGGAGGCAGACGGACGCGCGGGCGGAAGAAUCUACACCCAUUAUUUUGACCCGGAGGGUUGGAAGAAGUCGACCCCUCAGGAAGCUGCGUAUUACAAUUAUUAUGAUGCGGGUGCCAUGAGGAUUCCCGUUAUGCCCUACAUGGACCGGGUGAUUGGGACUCAAAACUGGUCCGUCGUCAGCUAUGUGAACUCGCACGUCAGUGACCGAGCUGACGCAAUUGAUCUGAUCCCCUUCAUCUUCUCCACGAACAAUACAUUCCAGAUGUAUAACAAUAUAUCUGUUCAUGCCAACGCGGGAAUAUCCCCCCCCUCCGAAUUCGCCGUUAUCAAUCCCGAUACGAUAUACAGCGACGCGCUCGCCGAACUGGUGGAUGCACUACAGCAAAACAUCGAUCAAGGAUAUACUAAGCUCUUGGAAUUCGACCAGUUGUCCGUCCGGGCAUAUCUUUUGCAGAAAGGCUUUACCAACGCCCAGAUCAAUUGGUUGGAAACGAUUGAGGAAGGAACGUUGUCCUUUGAUAAAGCCUCCCUUGCCCAGGCAGUCAUCGAACAAUGGAUAUUCACGGCUGCUCCUCUUGAUUCUUGGAUGACAAUCAACGGCGGCUUUGAACGACUAAUCCAUGGACUUCUUAAUGUUCUGCAUCACCCGCCGAAACUGCUCAACCGCGUGACCGCCAUCAAGCCCGGACAAGCGGAGUCCCUCACAGUUGUCGUGAACCAUACUGUUGAGCAUUCUUAUGACCAUGUAAUCAGCACAAUCCCGCUUGGAGCAACAAGGAUCCUCGACACGUCCACGUUGUCAGAUCUCAAUUACAAUACCACAAUGGCGUGGCGCGCUCUAGCCUACGAUGACGCAGGAAAAAUCGGCAUUUGGUUUAAGACGCGCUGGUGGGAAAACCCGGAUGUGUUACCUGCUCCUUUCGUCGGCGGGGGAUCAUCCACGGACCUUCCAAUCCGACGCUGCGUGUACCCAUCCUAUGGGCUUGAUGUCCACGAUGCUCCAGGAACAAUGAUCGCCAGCUAUACAUGGAGCCAAGAUGCCGCUCGACUAGCUGCGUUUUACCAAAGUGAAGAUCAGGAAGAAUUCAUAACGCACGUAGUCUUGGAGGAUAUGGCACGUUUACAUAACGUAUCCAUAUCAUUUCUCCAGGACCAGCUAGUGGAAGCACAUUUGUGGGACUGGUAUAGCCACCCAUACUCGAUCGGUGCUUAUGCUCUCUUUGCACCCGCACAAUUUUCAGAUGUUCUGCCGCCCCUGAUGCGGCCGAGUUGUAACGGAAGACUACACACAGCGGGCGAGGCCACAAGCAGUGGUCAUGCGUGGGUUGUUGGCGCGUUGAACUCGGCGUAUCGUGCUGUGAUGGAGGUCUUGGCUGUCGAAGGCAGAACAGAUUUGAUGGAGAAGAUGAUAAAGACAUGGGGACCGGUAGAUGAGGUGGAUAUGGGUUGGUUCAAGUCGCCAAAUCCGUGA
Molecule: messenger RNA, 1752 nt
Organism: Penicillium canariense
Lineage: Eukaryota; Fungi; Ascomycota; Eurotiomycetes; Eurotiales; Aspergillaceae
Product: flavin monoamine oxidase family protein
Exons: 3
Coding region: 1-1752 (583 amino acids)
Biological process (GO): amino acid catabolic process
Molecular function (GO): L-amino-acid oxidase activity; polyamine oxidase activity
Source: RefSeq, a predicted model, not a curated record